AUGUCCUUAACAUGGCCGCCCCCAAACAGCCAGAAACCACCGGACGAUGAACCUUUACUGCAUUCCCUCCACAAAGACACGCUGAAUGGACUGCUUCGAGCCCCUUCUCGACCUCAUACCCCUAAUUCUUUCAAACUACGCAGUCUCGGUGCUGGCUCGCAAUCUGGCCAAGCUGCAGAACCAGAACCCAAUGUUGAAGAAGAUCCGCAGGUUGUUCGGUUCCGCGCAUUAUUCCAAGAGACGGAAAGCAAACUUGCAAACUUGUUCAACGAUGCUGGCGAGGUCAUAAUUCCGGAGAGGCGUGCACAUCCCCAUGCGCCUUCAUUAGAUGUCGGGCCCGAUAUUGUCGAACCAGCACCAGCCCCUGCUCCUAUAUCGAAGAAGCGAAAGUUGGACGACGACGACGACUACGACGACUAUGAUGAUGACGGCGACGAAGAGGAAGAUCAGGAAAGUGACGCAGCGCGAGCAUCUCCUUUGAAAGACAAGCCAAACAAAGUUCAGCUCGUCGCCGAUAGCACCUCGUCGCCGGUACCUAGACCUGCAUCCCUCUCAAGGGGUACCUCAGAUCCUACAAAGCAACCAUCUAAGCCCGGUGUGAUAAAACAGAAUGAAGACGCGCAAGAUGCUCGCAAGAAGUUGGAAGAGGCCAAGCGGAAGGAAAUUGAGACUGUCAAAUCCCUGUCGCGGACCAUGUUCUUCACACUUGAAAGCGACCGGGAUGCCAUGUUGGAUCAGCAACGGCUUGAUGAGGCCGAACGUCGAGCGGAGGCCGAAGCAGAGGGCCACGCCAAUCGCCAGAUCGCUACCACGCAGCAGGGCAGUUUGAGCAAAGCCAAUCUCGGCGCGUCCAGUCUGACGCUGAAGAAUUUGAUCGCGCUGCUAGACGAACAUCGGUCGAUGGUCCAUGCGACUGAAUCAGAACUGCGCGCCUUGAUGAGUGAAGUGCGCAAGAACCGGAGUAAGUGGGCGAGUGAGGAAAAGAUCGGGCAAGAAGAAUUGUACGAAUCGGCCGAGAAAGUCUUAACGGAGUUGAAGGCUCAUACAGAGCACUCCUUUCCUUUCCUCAAUCCUGUCAAGAAGAAGGACGCGCCUGACUAUUACAUCAUCAUCAAGUACCCGAUGGACCUGGGAACCAUGACCAAGAAACUGAAGCAGUUCGCGUACAGGUCGAAAAAGGAGUUCGUCGAUGACCUGAAUCAGAUCUGGAAGAACUGCUUGAAAUUCAACAGCAACCCUGAUCAUCUCUUCCGAAAGCAUGCGCUCUUCAUGCAAAAGGAGACUGACAAACUUGUGCCGCUAAUACCCGACAUUGUAAUCCGUGAUCGGGCAGAGGUUGAGGCCGAAGAGAGAAGGCAACAAAUUGCCAACGGCGAACUUGACGAUGGCGCCGAGGAAAGUGACGAUGAACCGAUCAUGUCAUCUCGUGGCCGCAAGGCGCCCAAGAAAAGCGCGAAAAAGGGCGGGUCGACUUCGCGGAAAGCGCCACCUCAGGUCACCCCUGUUCCCGAAACUAAACCAGUCCUGCAGUCGCUCAGCUCUGUACAGAAUGGAAUUCGAGCAGAAUCUGAGGCUGACGGAAGUCAAGGCCAGUCGACUCCUCCACCAGGAAUAUUGACGCCACUCGGGGCCCAUGGUCCGGGAAGCGUGGCCGGCACGGGCAGUGAAGCCAUGGACAUGGAUGUGCCUGGCCUGCCGUUACAACCACCGAUCCCCGAGUAUGAGGAUGACGAAUUCAAACUUUGGAAGCAAAAGACUAAGAAAGAUCGAGCCACGAUUGCCGCCGCCCGGCACAAGCUCUUUCGCGGAGACAAACUGAAUGCGGAAGAAACUGCGUUGCUGCGAAGCAAGGCCGGAAUGCGUCGAUGGCAACGAAUUCAGCAGGAGGCCGCUGGCAAGGAUGUGUCUGAAUUCUAUGGAGAUGGCUCCGAGCGUGAUCAACCUGGCCAGACACUCGCCGAGGGCAUGGAGGCGGAGGAAGAGAGUCUGCUUCCUGACUACUACGAUCCGCUUUCAGCCAUCCCAGACCUAGAGCCGCGACUCCGGUGGGAGCAGGAUGGUGAAGGGCAGGUCGUCGAACAUUUUGAGGAGUAUUUGAGAUUGUACCCGUCGAAACAAUUCACCGCUCCGGAAAGCAAGCUCUCCAAGAAGAUGGAAGCAAACAUGCGACAGAUGCAAGAAACACGGAAAGUGGUGUCCAAAAUCGGAGUGGUCAAACAGAUGCAACUGCAGUCUCAGACUUAUCAAAACCAGUUUCAGAAGUAUCAAGCGGAACGUUUUAUCGAAGCCGACAUACCGAACCACGUCAUGUCUGAUUCUGGUCCCUUAAUGGCGCCAUGGGUAUGCAGGGCAGCCUUUCAGCGGGCUAUUGGCCAGAUUUUCUUCCAUGCUGGAUUUGAAGAGUUUCAACCUUCGGCACUGGAUACCAUGACUGAUUUGGCGGCCGACUUCUUCCAGCGGAUUUGCACUACACUGAUGAGCUACAAGGAAGACUACAAAAUUCCAGCCACAACAGCUGUCUCAACUGCGCCAGGAGUCAAAUCUGAGACAGCCACGGCCUACAAGACUCCCAACAGCAACGAAGAAGCAAUUCUACACACUCUCCAUUCCAGUGGAAUAUCGCUGAGUGACCUUGACAUUUAUGCUCGAGAAGAUGUGGAUCGGUUGGGCGCUCGUCUCGGCAUCAUGCACGAGCGUAUGAAGGGACACCUCGCAGACCUUUUGCGGCCUGCUCUGUCCGAAGAUACUGCGCACGGUCAAGGGUCGUUUGCAGAUGGAGGCGAACAAUUCGUGGGUGGCGAUUUCGCCGAGGAUCUGGACGAAGACUUCUUCGGAUUCCGAGAACUGGGUCUUGACAAGGAAUUUGGAAUGGCAAGUCUUACAGUGCCGUUCCACAUCCUCCAGAACCGACUUGGCAUGGUCAAUCCUCAAGUCAAUCCAGAAGAUGCGGCGGAGAAAAUGUUCAAGGAGCCGGCUCGGUGGCCCAAAAUCACCGCCGAAAACGUAGACGCACAAAUCGGGUUGAUCAGGGAGUUCUUCAAGAAGCGUCUGCGUGAGAACAGUGAUCGACCAUUGACUGAAGACUUGGACCUUCCACCCAAACAACGGCCUGGACAUGGCAGAGCCAGAGUUCCCGCGAGUGGAAAGAUCGGAGAUGGAACGGUGAAGAGCAAUACGAGCCCUCUGAAGAAAGCGCCAGUGAAGAAUACUCCCGCUCCAAAAACUGGCGGCGCCACUCCGGGCGACAAAGGGAAGAAAAAGUCGGUCGUAAUCAAUGGAGGUGGUGAAGACACGCCAAUGGUCAACGGUGUCAAUCGCUCAAGUCCCGGACCAGGAGGAGACGGAAGUCCCGCAAAGAGGCAAGUGCCUCUGAAAGCCAAAACGGCGGAGUCGGACCACGCACCAGGAGCAGUGGCCGCGGAGACUGUUGAUGGAAACGGCCAUGGCAUGGCCGAUAUGAAUUUCACUCCAAAGGUCAAUGGCGCCGUGGACGGAGAAACGAGUAUGAUGAGUCCUGAAAGUCUGUAG
Messenger RNA from Capronia epimyces CBS 606.96, 3528 nucleotides. RefSeq lists its product as uncharacterized. The transcript has a single exon. Gene Ontology annotation, molecular function: structural molecule activity; protein heterodimerization activity. Bases 1 to 3528 code for a protein of 1175 amino acids. Gene Ontology annotation, biological process: regulation of transcription by RNA polymerase II. NCBI's taxonomy places the organism in Eukaryota, Fungi, Ascomycota, Eurotiomycetes, Chaetothyriales, Herpotrichiellaceae. The record is from RefSeq and is a predicted model, not a curated record. Gene Ontology annotation, cellular component: SLIK (SAGA-like) complex; SAGA complex.